Helianthus annuus (common sunflower) is the source of this 1422-nucleotide messenger RNA. Its product is annotated as F-box/FBD/LRR-repeat protein At1g13570. Gene Ontology annotation, molecular function: protein binding. The transcript has 6 exons. NCBI's taxonomy places the organism in Eukaryota, Viridiplantae, Streptophyta, Magnoliopsida, Asterales, Asteraceae. The record is from RefSeq and is a predicted model, not a curated record. Bases 24 to 1286 code for a protein of 420 amino acids.
UACAUCAAUGCUUGCAGCUAUACAUGGAGACAAUGCAAGAUCUUGAUACAACUAUGUGUGUUGUGAUGGAUCUUUCGCUAGUCGAUCUGGCUGCCAGUCUCUACCACUUUCUCCGGAGAAGAUCCAAAGAACUCCCAAGGAUGGAACCUGAAUGUUUACUUAUGGAUAGAAUCAGCAAUCUGCCUUCAAGUCUCGUACAAACCAUCCUCACUCUAAUGCCGAUACGCGAUGCAUUUAGGACCAGCAUUUUGUCUCGGAACUGGAGACACCGUUGUGUAAACUUACCUAAACUUGAGUUUGAUGACAGACUGCUAUCUAUCUAUAGCCAAUUAUCCAUCAAGUGUAAAGUUGUGCAUGCUAUCUAUACGGUGUUGUUACUACACCGCGGUCCGGUUCUUGAAUUCUCUCUUUGUGUUUCCCAACUACCAAGUUGUUGUGAGAUUGACCAGAUUAUAAUGCAUCUUGCAAACAACACCACUGUUGAGAAGUUUAAUCUUGUCAUUGGGUUGGGUCAUUCUGCUGCCUAUAAGUUACCCAGUUCCUUCUUUUCUUUGAAGAGGUUAACACAUAUAAACCUCAAGAACUGUGUUGUUCAGCUUCAAUCAACCUCUUUUAGGUUUGAGAGGCUCACAAGCUUAUGCUUUCAUAAUGUCAGCAUCACCAACAAAAUGCUUAUAUGUUUCAUAAGUUGCUGCCCUAUACUCAAGAGCCUUACUCUGAUUGGAGAGGAAAAGCAUUUUGUGGGAAGUGAUCAGUAUUCUGCUCUUGUUCAGCUAUUCCAGUUAUUGCCUUUGAUUGAGCAUUUGGAGAUGAAUUGUUGUCCGGUCAAGUGUUUUACUUCAGGUGUUAUCCCGCAGAGCCUCCCGAACAAGCUAGUCCAUCUUAGAGCUCUUGUAUUACAUGGAUUGUCCUUUGGGAAAGAAGAUGAGCUACGUUUUGUUCUUCUCUUGGUUACUAGCUCUCCAAAUUUAAAGAAAAUAAAAAUGGAGAUGACCUACAGUUCAACAGAAGCAAUAUCACAAACUGCUAUGAACCUUUUUGACUUGCAAAACUACUCGAAUGUUAAGUUGGAUCAUCUCCAUGACUUGGAGAUUACAAACUUUAGUAACAUGAAGCCUGGAAUGGAUUUUUUGAAGCUUAUAUUGGCAAAGUCAUUUAUGCUAAAGAAAGUUAGAGUGGUGAUUAACAAUAAUAUAUCUGUUAAUGAUGAAGUAAAGAUGCUAAGAGACUUGCUAUGGAAUCCAUGUGCAUCUGCUGGAGCACAAAUCAAGGUUGAGCGCGCAUGACUUUGGGUUAAUCACGUCGGCUUUUACUGAACUUGUUUUGGUUGUGUGAUGUCUUUUGGGUUGUUUAUUUUCUACCUUUAAAGUUUAAACUUAUUGUGUUUGUAGCAUGUGUUUUGAACUGAAUCAAAGCCAUUAG